UAAAACGAUAAAAGCUCUCAUUGGUUCCAAGCUGACAGAGGGACGGAGGGAAACGUUGAGACCCCAAAUCAGGGACAAGAAACUGCAACCCCGGGCUCAGAAAGUGACAACUGUGCCUCGUCUACCACUGAUUCUCCACCUCAUAAACCUCCCCCCCUCCCAAUUUCCCCCUCCCUCCCUCCCCACCCUCAGACAGCUUCACCCCAGCCUGAGGAUGCUGUUCUCGCUCCUGCCUCUCUUAUCUCUUCUCCACCUGGUGCUCCCGCAGAGAAUCGUCUUUACAGCCGUGACCGACACGGUCCUCCCUCCCGACUACGACAAUAAUCCGACCCAGCUUAAUUAUGGAGUGGCAAUCACUGAUGUGGACAACGACGGAGAGCUGGAGAUAGUGGUGGCCGGAUACAACGGUCCGAACCUAGUGUUAAAGUAUGACAGAACCACGAAGCGGCUGCAGAACAUCGCUGUUGAUGAGCACAGUUCUCCUUACUACUCAUUGCGCGAUCGACAAGGCAAUGCUAUAGGCGUAGCGGCCUGUGACAUCGAUGGUGAUGGACAAGAAGAAAUAUACUUUCUCAACACUAAUAACGCCUUUUCAGGCAUAAGCACCUACACUGAUAAACUCUUCAAGUUUCGGAAUGGAAGGUGGGAAGACAUCCUGAGUGAUGAGAUCAACGUGCACAGAGGGGUUGCUAACCGUUUUGCUGGCCGCUCAGUCGCAUGUGUGGAUCGGAAGGGCUCCGGGAAAUAUUCUGUCUAUGUGGCCAACUAUGCCAGCGGCCGAAUUGGCCCCCAUGCUCUGAUAGAAAUGGAUGAAUCUGCCAGCAACCUGUCAUUGGGAAUCAUUGCACUUUCCAAUGUGGCAGCGGAAGCAGGAGUUGACAGGUUCACGGGUGGCCGUGGCGUUGUGGUCGGGCCCAUCGUCAGCUCCAGCAGCUCCGAUAUAUUCUGCGACAACGAGAAUGGGCCGAACUUCCUCUUUAAGAACAACGGAGAUGGCACCUUCACUGAUAUAGCAGCCCAGGCUGGAAUCGAUGACCCCACGCAGCAUGGCCGUGGACUGGCACUGGCAGACUUUAACCGAGAUGGGAAAGUGGACAUAGUCUAUGGCAACUGGAUGGGACCACACCGCUUCUACCUGCAGACCAGUGUGAAUGGAAGGGUCCAAUUUAGGGAUAUAGCAACACAGGCAUUUGCAACACCUUCGCCAGUUAGAACUGUGAUUGUGGCGGACUUUGAUAAUGAUCAGGAGCUUGAAGUAUUUCUCAAUAAUAUUGCAUACCGAGGGUCUUCUGCAAACCGCGUCUUCAGAGUCUCUCAACGGGAAGGGGCAGACCCAUUGAUUGAAGAGGUAAAUGCAGGAGAUGCCGCAGAGCCAACAGGACAAGGAACAGGUGCUGUCGCUACGGAUUUUGACGGUGAUGGAAUGCUGGAUCUCAUCAUUUCUCAUGGGGAGUCCAGGGCUCAGCCCCUUUCUGUGUUUAAAGUAACCCAGGGCUCUGACAACAAUUGGCUGAGGGUCAUUCCUCGGACCCGGUUUGGUGCAUUUGCCCGUGGGGCAAAGGUGGUGCUGUACACACGGAGAACUGGACCUCACCUCCGCAUUGUCGAUGGAGGCUCUGGGUACCUCUGUGAAAUGGAGCCAGUGGCACACUUUGGAUUGGGUAAGGACAUUGCGACUCACCUGGAGGUGACCUGGCCUGGUGGGACAUUCACCUCUCGUGCUAUUGCCCCAGCUGAAAUGAACUCCACGAUGGAAAUCCCAUUCCCUGACCAGGACAGUCAGACCUUAAAUCUGGAAAUCGAGUGUGGGGAAGGCUUCACAGUUGACAGGAGUGGUCGCUGCACAGAUGCUGAUGAAUGUGUGCAGUUUCCACUAAUGUGCCCCAGGGAAAGGCCCAUCUGUAUCAACACUUACGGAGGCUACAAGUGUCGGCCGAACAGGAGAUGCAGUCAUGGUUAUGAACCCAAUGAAGAUGGAACAGCUUGUGUGGGUCAGUGAUCUGCCCCUGGCUAAAUAGUCUUUUAACUCUUUAGCAAUUCCAUUUAUUCAAUGUUAAGCACUUCAGUGUAACUGAGCUGAAUUUCAAUCUUGUAUCAAUGUGUAUCUUAUGCAAUUAUUCAUUAAAAAGAAUGCUCUGUUCAUCUGCUAAA
Messenger RNA from Rhincodon typus (whale shark), 2151 nucleotides. It is a transcript of the gene crtac1b, whose product is annotated as cartilage acidic protein 1b. The transcript has 14 exons. Gene Ontology annotation, biological process: axonal fasciculation. Gene Ontology annotation, molecular function: calcium ion binding. The record is from RefSeq and is a predicted model, not a curated record. NCBI's taxonomy places the organism in Eukaryota, Metazoa, Chordata, Chondrichthyes, Orectolobiformes, Rhincodontidae. The coding region runs from base 215 to 1999 and encodes 594 amino acids.